Molecule: messenger RNA, 4295 nt
Organism: Thamnophis sirtalis
Lineage: Eukaryota; Metazoa; Chordata; Lepidosauria; Squamata; Natricidae
Source: RefSeq, a predicted model, not a curated record
UUCCCUUUCUUCUUCUUCUUCCCCCGCUCUGCUUAUUCGCCCAGCCCUGCCCGGGCCCGUCUCCUGCCGCCGAAUCGCCUGGCGGAGCGCUGCGAAGUGCGAAUCCCCGCGUGCGAGAUGCCAGUGAAUUUCAAAGAAGUUGCUAUGUAUUUUCCAGAGGAUCAAGACCUGAUGUCGGAUAUAAAUCAAAGGAGUCUCUACGAAAGUGGCAUGCAGGAGAAUGCAGGUGGUGGGCAGAUCCAUGAGAAGAAGGAAGAUGUGUUAGGGCAAAACUAUAACCAAAAUCAACAAACUGGAACAUCCCCGGGCGCGGCGGGCAAAGUGGUUUCCUUGUUUUUUGAGGAAGGAGAGCCAACAGUGAAGCAUCUCAACCCAGAGAGGCAACGGCAAUACCAUUUAGCAAAGAGAAGAGAUAGCUCUGCGGCUUACACCCAGGUCCCCCAGCCUCCGGGCCAGGGUGCAUCAGGAAAGACAAGGCGCAGAUCCAAGAUCCCAAGAACCUGUAAUGAAUGUGGGAAGACGUUCGCUCAGGCGUCCAACCUCCUGGCCCAUAAGCGGAUCCACACGGGCGAGAAGCCCUAUAAGUGCGUCCACUGCGGGAAAAGCUUCACCGAAAGGUCGAAUCGCAACCGUCAUCAGAGGACCCACUCGGGACAAAAGCCCUACAAUUGUCUUGACUGCGGAAAGAGCUUCAGCUUCAGGUCCGACCUCAUCCGACAUGGGAUCACCCACACGGGAGAGAGGCCGUACAAAUGCUCGGAUUGUGGGAAAAGCUUCAGCCAUGCCUCAACCCUCAUUCGGCAUGAGAACAUCCACACGGGGGAGAAACCUUACUCCUGCGCGGACUGCGGGAAAUGCUUCACCCAAAGCUCAUCCCUUCUGGCGCACAAACGGCUGCACACCGGAGAGACGCCGUUCAUCUGCCCCAUUUGUGGGGAAAGCUUCAAUUGGAAGUCGCAUCUGGUGACGCACAAGCGGACCCACACUGGGGAACGCCCGUAUAAGUGCGGCAAGUGCGAGAAAAGCUUCAUCGAGAAAUCCAAACUCAACCGGCAUCAGAGGACCCACGCGGAGAAGGAACUCUAUGGAUGUGGGGAGUGCGGGAGAAUCUUUAGCCUCCGAUCCAACCUGGUCCGGCAUGAAACCGCUCACCGAGCGGCGAAAUCCCACAACUGUUUGAGCUGCGGGAAAAGUUUCAACCAGGCGGCGAAACUGAUGCGGCAUGAAAGGGUCCACACGGGAGAGAAGCCCUACUCCUGCUCAGGCUGUGGGAAAAGUUUCAGCCAGACCUCUGAACUCCUGCGGCACGAAAGGAUCCACACCGGAGAGAAGCCGUACAAAUGCUCGGCCUGCGGGAAGUGCUUCAAUCGCAAAUCACACCUCAGCACUCACGAAGCAACCCACUUAGCUGACCUGCCACGUGGAGGGCUACAAAUCAGGAGAGUCUAUGACAGCAGCUCACUCUUUAUUGCAGGGCUGAGUCCCCACCAGCAGACCCACGCAGAGGGACAGGCGUAUUCGGGCUCAGAAAGUGAAAAAGACUACAGCCACAGUUCGAUCUUCAUUGCGGGGCUGAACCCCAGCAGGCCCACCCAUGUAGGUGACCAGCUGCAUGAAUGGCCCAACAGCGAGACCAGUUACGGCCAUUGUUCACUCCUAAUCACUGGAGUCAAUCCACAAGAAGGCACUCAGGCAGAGGAGCCCCUGUUUCAAUGUCUGGACAGAGAGACCAGCUACACUCGUAGCCCGUUGUUUAAAAGCAUCAUGAACCCACACCAGGUGGCCCUUUCGGGAGGCCAAUCAAUUUCCUGCGUGGACCGCGAGAAAAAUUGCAGCGACCCCUCGCUUUUCCAGAAGGAGGACAAACUGUUUAAAUGUUCCGAAUGUGGAAAGAGCUUCAACUGGCAGUCUCAUUUCACUCGGCACAAAAGAAUUCACACGGGAGAAAAGCCGUACUGUUGCACGGACUGUGGGAAAAGUUUCAACCGCAGGUCACACCUUGUUCGACACAGCAGGACCCACAACGGACUGAGCCUGUACUCUCAGACUGUUGAAGAAUCCUCAGUUCAGGACCUGGUUUUCUUAAACCCAAGAGAAUCAAUGCAGGAGCGAACGGUGAUUAACACACAGAGUGUGGGGGCUUCCUCCUUCCUUCCUUGCACGAGGUUACCGCCUGGAAACCUCACAAUCCUGCCUGCUGAACCCACUCAGGAACUGAAGAGACUAUUAACCUGGAAAAAAAUUGAGUAUGUGGAGCUCAUACUCAAUGAUACACUCUACAAAAAGGUCAAGGGAAAAGGUUAUUUGCAAAUUCAGAAAAAGAUGGAAGUACCUGGAAAUCAAUGGAGAGGACAGUUGGAUAACCAGGUGUGGCAAGCAGUCAUGCAAGACUCGCUCUGUGAAGAAGGAAAGAGUAGCUUGAAUGAAAACAUCAUCCAAGAAGGGAUCCAACAUAUUUUUGACCUCCCCAAUAAACCAAGAAUAUCAGUGGUGGAAAAGCCCCACGGAGCUACAGGUGGUGAGGAUAGUAUGGAUUGCAAAUCGCAACUGAUGGUGCAUGAAAGUAUCCACGUUAGAGAAAAGCGAAAUAUAUGUUCUACAUGUGGGAAAUUGUUUUGCUACAGCCCACGCCGUUUUGAGGAUAAAAUGACACUCACCGAAGGGAAUACGUACCAAUGCUCGGAAUGUGACAAGAACUUUUGCAAGGACGCCACCCUAGCAAUACACCGGAGGACUAACACAGAGGAGAAACAGUAUGUAUGUCUGGAUUGUGGGAAAACUUUCAAUCGUAAUUCCCACCUGGUGAUACACCAAAGGACUCACACAGGAGAGAAACCUUAUGAGUGUCCAGAUUGCGGGAAAAGUUUCAGUCGGAAGUCCAACUUGUUGAUACAUAAGAGAAUUCACACAGGGGAGAAACCGUAUAGCUGUCAGGAUUGUGGGAAAAGUUUCAGCCGGAAUUCUAACCUGGUGACACACGAGCGGACUCAUACAGGAGAGAAACCAUAUGAAUGUCAAUAUUGUGGUAAAUGUUUCAGCCAAAAUUCCCACCUUGUGAUACACCAGAAGAUUCACACUGGAGAGAAACCAUAUGAGUGUCUGGAAUGUGGGAAAAGUUUCAGUUGGAAUUCCCAUCUGGUAAUACACCAAAGAACACAUACUGGUGAGAAACCAUAUGGGUGUCCUGUUUGUGGGAAAACUUUCAGCCAGAAAUCUGAUCUGAUGAUGCACCAGAGGACUCACACGGGGGAGAAACCAUAUAAAUGUCCUCUUUGUGGGAAAACUUUCAAUCGGAAUUCCCACCUGCUGAUACACCAGAAUACACACACCGGAGUGAAACCAUAUGAAUGUCUAGAAUGUGGGAAAACAUUCAGUCAGAGUUCCCACCUGUUGAUACACCAGAGGUCUCACACAGGAGAGAAACCAUAUGAGUGUCAGGAAUGUGGGAAAGGUUUCAGUACUAGGUCUAACCUUAUAAAUCAUUUAGGUUUGCACACAGGGGAGAAACCUUUCAAAUGCCUAGAGUGUGGACGGUGCUUUACACAAUAUUCCUGCCUUGCUGCACACAAAAAAAUCCACAUGAGGCAGAAAGCGAUGACCGUAGAGAAGUCUUGAAUAUAAUUUCUAAUUUUCCAUUGGAAAAGCAAUUGAGAAAUUAAGUAUUAAAUGUCUAGCAUCCUUCACUGUAGUCAAAUGUAUCUCAGUAGUAGGCAUAACGGAGGAGAGAAUUUGAAAAAUAUUGGUUUGGUAAAAGGUAACACUUCGUAUCUGGAUAUAAGAAAACUUACUGGAUAUUCCCUUGUGCAGAGGUCAUGCAAUUCUACAAAAAGGCUUUGGGAGUCAUUUUUUGCACACUGAUCAUCAUAAGCCAUAGAAAUGCUACAUAGGGAAUUUCAGAUUUCUUCAACAUAGGUGACAACCCUGAAGUUGGCUGAACUGUGGCCAUUUUCUUUUUGUUAGUCUCUAGGGAGGUUUCAUUUUUCACUGCUUCAGGGCUGACACAGUCUGGAGUGAUGGGGGUGGGGGGGUUGUAGAGAUUAGCUGGGGUGUUGUAGUCAUAAUAAAUUCCCCCUCCCCCUGGGAAUCAAGGACGUUCCUGCAGGUGUCUGCAGGGUGGAGACUGAGGUCACAUAGCAAUGGGGCUGUAUGCUGAUUGGACCAUGUGACUGAGAUUGGGGAUGGGAUAAUUUUUUACUUUUAAUUGGGGGGGGGGGAACUGGCGCCAACUUAGAGCCGGUUUUCCACCAGGAAAAUGGCAAUUUGAUAUGUCCUAAUAAAAAUUUUCUUUGAGGAAA